AUGAAUAAUAAAUUAGUUUAUUCAAUCAUUGAUAUACAUAUUAUUUUAAUAACAUUAUUAAUGCAAUGUAUAAUCAUAAUGGCAAUUAUUUCAUUAAAAAAACAAUCUCAAUGGCAUAUAAAUUUUCGUUUUAAUAUACUUUUAUCAAUAAUUAUCAUUGACAUUAAUACAUUCUUAGAAGUAAUAAUAUGUAUUUUAAAUAUAUGUUUUGGAAAUAAUUUAAGAGAAUCAUCAUAUUAUCCAUGGAAAAAAAUAUUUAUAAUUUGUCGUGAAUGGCAAUUAAAUAUGAAUAAUUAUUAUAGAUACACUCAAUGGACAAUAAUAAUUGAAAGAUUAAUUUCAACAAUAUAUAUAGAAAAUUAUGAAAAAAAAACAUUUAGAUUAUAUCCUUUUUAUAAUAUCUGUUUUAUAUCAAUUGCUACAUAUAUUACUGUUAUGAUACCAAAAUUUUUUAAUUUUUUUGAUGAUAGACAUAUCAUGUAUAUUUUUAUUGAUAUACCAAUAUGUAUAACAUUUUAUAUUUUAUAUAUUAAAAAUAAAAAUUUAAAAUUUAAUAUAAAAAAUAUUGAAAAAUCAUUAUCUAAUAAAUAUCAAGUUAAUGAAAAUAUUUUUAUUAUGUGGUUAUUUUUUCCAAUCAUAACAUUACAUAUCAUUCAACAAUUUUUACUUCAUUUAUUUGCUAUUCUUAUAAGAUUUAUGAAUAUCACAACUGAUGAAUAUUUUUUAAUUGUUUAUGCAAUAAGAAUUCACAUUUUUCUUGUUACUCUUAUAACAAUAACAUUUGUCAAAAAAUUAAGAAAAUAUUUUGAUGGUAAAAAUAUCUUUUUACAAAAUAAAAAAAGAUUAGGAAUUGUUAAUUUUAAAAAUUCAACAAAAUUUUUAAAAAAUACUUUAACUAAUAAUCAAAUUAAUGCUAAUCAAACUAAAAUGUAUUUUGAAAUUUUUUAUAACAAAUGGAAUAAAUAUUAA
Molecule: messenger RNA, 969 nt
Organism: Strongyloides ratti
Lineage: Eukaryota; Metazoa; Nematoda; Chromadorea; Rhabditida; Strongyloididae
Product: 7TM GPCR, serpentine receptor class e (Sre) family-containing protein
Exons: 1
Coding region: 1-969 (322 amino acids)
Biological process (GO): sensory perception of chemical stimulus
Cellular component (GO): membrane
Source: RefSeq, a predicted model, not a curated record